AUGCUCCCUUCCCACUCCUACGUCAACAUCUCCUUCUUCCAGCCACAUGCCUUCCUGAUGAUUGGCAUCCCAGGGCUGGAGGCUGUUCAUGGAUGGAUCUCCAUCCCCUUCUCUUCCAUGUACACUGUGGCCCUCACUGGAAACUGCUUGAUUCUCUUGGCUGUGAGGAGAACUCCCAGCUUGCACCAGCCCAUGUACUACUUCCUGUCCAUGCUGGCCCUCACUGAUGUGGGCCUCACUCUGUCCACACUGCCCACCACCCUGGCUGUGCUCUGGUUUGAUUAUCGGCACAUAGGCUUCAAUGCCUGCCUGGUCCAAAUGUUCUUCCUCCACUCCUUCUCUGUGGUGGAGUCAUCAGUGCUCCUGGCCAUGUCAUUUGACCGCUUUGUGGCCAUCUCCAACCCUCUUCACUAUGCAGCUAUCCUCACCAACAAUGUCAUUAUUAGGAUUGGGCUGGCCAUUGUGGCCCGUGCUACCCUGUCUCUCUUCCCAGUGCCCUUCCUGCUUAAACGUCUGAACUUCUGCCCUGACAAGAUUCUCUUGUCCCACUCAUUCUGUUUCCAUCCUGAUGUGAUGAGAAGAGCCUGUGCUGACAUCACCAUAAACAUCCUCUAUGGGCUCUAUGUGGUACUGUCCACUGGUGGCAUAGAUUCUCUGUUCAUCAUCCUCUCCUAUGCUCUCAUCCUACACACAGUCCUGGGACUGGCGUCCCCCAGGGAGCGCAUCCGGGCCUUCAACACCUGUGUCUCUCAUAUCCUGGCUGUCUUUGUCUUCUUCAUCCCAGUCAUUACUAUGUCCAUGAUCCACCGUUUUGGGAGGCACCUACCCACUGUUGUACAUGCCCUGGUUGCCUAUGUGUACCUGGUGGUGCCCCCUGUGCUCAACCCCAUCAUCUACAGUAUGAAAUCCAAGCCCAUCAGGGAGGCCAUGAUUAGGAUGCUAAAGAGGUAA
This is a messenger RNA of Nyctereutes procyonoides (raccoon dog), 951 nucleotides long. RefSeq names its product olfactory receptor 51I2-like. The record is from RefSeq and is a predicted model, not a curated record. Bases 1 to 951 code for a protein of 316 amino acids. Gene Ontology annotation, cellular component: membrane. The transcript has a single exon. Gene Ontology annotation, molecular function: G protein-coupled receptor activity; olfactory receptor activity. Lineage: Eukaryota; Metazoa; Chordata; Mammalia; Carnivora; Canidae. Gene Ontology annotation, biological process: G protein-coupled receptor signaling pathway.